Molecule: messenger RNA, 1188 nt
Organism: Pseudozyma hubeiensis SY62
Lineage: Eukaryota; Fungi; Basidiomycota; Ustilaginomycetes; Ustilaginales; Ustilaginaceae
Product: mucin
Exons: 1
Coding region: 1-1188 (395 amino acids)
Source: RefSeq, a predicted model, not a curated record
AUGCGGAUGUCUGCAUCGCAGCCACGCUUGCAAAUCAAGAGCGCCAACGUCGACGACGUGCCCACGUUCUCGGUCAACGGAGCUGAUCUGUCGGAGCAGCUCGCCUUCCGACGGCCGGAAAGAUGCAUCGGAGCACGACCCAAGACCAUCUACCGACCACCACCUCCGCCAUCAUUCACUGCGAUUGGCGAGUCAAACGAACUUGAAAUGGCCUCCGAAGCGCGCUCGUCGUCGACUGGCUCAGAUUUGCUUCCUGUUGCAGCGUUGCGUGACGAACAAGAACUGCUCGGAGAGCCAGCAGAGGAACAAAGGCCCAGGCCACUGGGGUCGAAGCCAGCGCGCCAAGGCAUUCUGAAGCGGAAGCAUCUUCGAAAUGGCAUCUGGUCUACCAGCAGCAAAAGCAUGGCAGGGCUUCGCGUCUCAUUUGCCGUCCAGGAACCACUUCCGGGUACGCAUGCAGACGCAGCUAGCUCGCCAAAACAUCCCUCAUCGACCUCUGAUGUACCGGAGACGGACACGCUGACGGUCAAGCAGGAAAGAGAAGCGGACGAUCCAACCGGAAAGACAAUACGAGACGGCGUGCGAAGCAGAUUUAGUGUGUCUCCUGGGACCGUCAAGGCUGAACAUGUCCAGUGUUGCCAAAAACGCGAACCAGCGACAGACACCGAAUCAACGCUCUUCUUUCCGUCGGCCGAAGCCAAUCAUCAGCCCAGCUCAUGUAGUUCCACAAUACUAAACGAAUUCGACACCGUCGACAACUUUGCUGCUCUGGAAGGUCAAUUGACGUCUCAAGAGACCUUUACAUACGUAGUGGAAUGCGCUGCCAAGCUGCUCUCUCUCGUCGACGUUCCUCCACCGCGCCAACUUCGCCGCUACCGCCGUUUCGCCCACCAUCUUCUAGCAGCCGCCUCAAUAUCUCGUAUUUCCACCGAUUCUCUCAACAUUGAGAAGCUAGCAGCCCUGAGAUUGCUGCGCAAUGUCCUCAAACACAUGCUCGAGCUGACUGCCAUCACCAAACUCCCCACUUCCGAGGUACGGGCGGAAGAGUGCAAAUCGGCACAGGCGAGAUGCGAGCGUCGUCUUCAGUCCAUUCUUAAUGUUGCUAGCGACAUGCUCUCUGUUCCUCGUGUCCGACUGCCAACGGAAAGGCAGUCAAUACCGGAAGUCAAGAUGGAAGAAGACGCUUGA